GAGAAUGGGCCACUCUUCUCCGGGGCCAGCCUCUGCGCAGCACAGGGACUGAGAAGAGCUCUGCAGCUAGUCCUGCGCCGGGGCCUGACGGAGCUGCCUGCACCAUGAAAGACGAAGUGGCCCUCCUGGCCACCGUCACCCUCCUGGGAGUCCUGCUGCAAGCCUACUUCUCCCUGCGGGUGAUCUCGGCACGCAGGGCCUUCCGCGUGGCGCCACCGCUCACCACCGGCCCGCCCGAGUUCGAGCGCGUCUACCGAGCACAAGUGAACUGCAGCGAGUACUUCCCGCUGUUCCUCGCCACGCUCUGGGUCGCCGGCAUCUUCUUUCACGAAGGUGCGGCGGCCCUGUGCGGUCUGGUCUACCUGUUCGCGCGCCUCCGCUACUUUCAGGGCUACUCGCUGUCGGUGCAGCAAAGAGGGCGUGGCCUCCUAUCGCUCCGCCCCCGCCGAGCCCCGCCCGUAGGCUUGCCCCGCUGUACGCGAGCGCGCGAGCGCUCUGGCUGCUUGUGGUGCUGGCGGCGCUCGGCCUGCUCGCCCACUUCCUCCCGGCCGCGCUGCGCUCCGCGCUACUCGGACAGCUCCGGACGCUACUGCCCAGGGCCUGAGACCCAGGACGCCCAGUCGGCAGAGCGGGAGAAGAGCCGGAGCCUCCCGGAGGAUGGGGGAGGGGUGCUGGCCCCCGUCCCAGUGUCCAAUUAAAAGUGACCGUGACCGGA
Manis javanica (Malayan pangolin) is the source of this 715-nucleotide messenger RNA. It is a transcript of the gene LTC4S, whose product is annotated as leukotriene C4 synthase. The record is from RefSeq and is a predicted model, not a curated record. Lineage: Eukaryota; Metazoa; Chordata; Mammalia; Pholidota; Manidae. Gene Ontology annotation, molecular function: enzyme activator activity; glutathione peroxidase activity; leukotriene-C4 synthase activity. Gene Ontology annotation, cellular component: endoplasmic reticulum; membrane; nuclear envelope. Gene Ontology annotation, biological process: leukotriene biosynthetic process.